Molecule: messenger RNA, 609 nt
Organism: Lolium rigidum
Lineage: Eukaryota; Viridiplantae; Streptophyta; Magnoliopsida; Poales; Poaceae
Product: glycolipid transfer protein 1-like
Exons: 6
Coding region: 1-609 (202 amino acids)
Biological process (GO): intermembrane lipid transfer; ceramide transport
Cellular component (GO): membrane; cytosol; cytoplasm
Molecular function (GO): ceramide 1-phosphate binding; ceramide 1-phosphate transfer activity
Source: RefSeq, a predicted model, not a curated record
AUGGAGGGGACCGUGUUCGCACCCUCCCUCCAAGGGAUGAAGCACGUCAAGUCAGACAGCGGCGUCAUUCUAACCAAGCCGUUUCUUGAAGUCUGCAAGCACAUUCUCCCUGUGCUAGAUAAAUUUGGAUCUGCCAUGUCCAUCGUGAAGAGCGACAUUGGUGGCAAUAUUUCAAGGCUGGAGGCCAAAUAUGCAUCUGAUCCUACAAAGUACGAGCAGCUGCACAACAUGGUGCAAGUGGAAGUGGCCUCUAAGACAGCCAAAAGCUCUAGUAGUUGUACCAAUGGGCUUUUAUGGUUGACAAGAGCCAUGGACUUCUUGGUUGCGCUGUUCCAUAACUUGGUACAGCACACCGAUUGGCAGAUGCCACAAGUCUGCAGCGAUGCUUAUAGAAAUACUCUCAGGAAAUGGCAUGGUUGGCUGGGGAGUUCGAGCUUCUCGGUUGCCAUAAAGCUUGCUCCAGACAGGAAGAAGUUCAUGGAUAUCAUUUGUGGCACAGGUGAUAUAAAUGCAGAUAUUGAGAGGUUCUGUGCAGCGUUCUCCCCUUUACUGGCAGAAAACCACAAGUUUCUGGCUAGCGUCGGCAUGGAUGAUCUUAAAGCAUCUUGA